ACGGCGAACAUGUACAAUGAUUGAUCCCUAACAUGGCCGACUUUCACAUGUGAAUUGUGAAAUACUGCUGGUUAAAUUUAUCCGAGAGGUUGCAGUUGUGUUUUUUAAAGAUCAGCGAUACAAUGGUUGAUUCCAAAUCCGUUACAGAAAUCGGAUCAAUCCUAGAAAACAGCGGGAAGCCACUAAAUGACAGAUUUCGAGCACUGUUUACGUUAAGAAAUCUUGGUGGUAAGGAUGCGAUUGACAGUAUAGCCCGGUGUUUUACCGACCCAUCAGCUUUACUGAAGCAUGAGUUGGCGUAUUGUCUAGGACAGAUGCAGGACAAAUAUGCGAUUCCAACUCUGAAAAGAGUACUAGAAGAUGAAAGUCAAGAGCCAAUGGUCAGACAUGAAGCUGGUGAAGCACUGGGAGCUAUUGGAUGUGAGAGUGUCCUGCCUCUUCUGAAACAGUAUGCUGAAGAUCCUGUGAUAGAGGUUGCUGAAACGUGUCAGCUGGCAGUUCAGAGGAUUGAGUGGCUCCUCAGCACAGACAGAGAGAAGCUCUCCAACAACCCCUAUGCAUCUGUCGACCCAGCACCUCCCAACCCUGACAGCGAUGUCCCCAGUUUACGGACAGUCUUGCUGGACGAGACCAGGCCUCUGUUUGACAGAUACCGAGCUAUGUUCUCACUCCGCAAUGAUGGAAGUAACCAAUCUGUGCUUGCACUCGCUGAAGGUUUGAAGUGCAAGAGUGCACUUUUUCGCCAUGAGAUUGCCUAUGUUCUGGGACAAAUGCAGAAUGCUGCAUGCACUCAACAACUGGUUGAGAACUUGGAGGAUACUGAUGAGAACCCCAUGGUGAGACAUGAGUGUGCUGAGGCUUUGGGUGCCAUAGCAACGGAGGAGUGUAUGGAUAUCUUAAAGAAGUACCUACAGGAUGAAGAGCGGGUUGUGAAAGAGAGCUGUGUAGUUGCUCUUGAUAUGAGCGAGUACGAGAACAGUGACCAGUUUCAGUAUGCUGAUGGUCUAACUAAACUUCAAAUGGCCAACACAGCUAAACCUUUGAACAAAUGAACUUUCAUUGAUUUUAAUACAUCAACUGUAAAUAAAACUGUAAAUCUU
Haliotis rufescens (red abalone) is the source of this 1100-nucleotide messenger RNA. Its product is annotated as deoxyhypusine hydroxylase-like. Lineage: Eukaryota; Metazoa; Mollusca; Gastropoda; Lepetellida; Haliotidae. The coding region runs from base 123 to 1052 and encodes 309 amino acids. Gene Ontology annotation, molecular function: deoxyhypusine monooxygenase activity. The transcript has 4 exons. The record is from RefSeq and is a predicted model, not a curated record. Gene Ontology annotation, biological process: peptidyl-hypusine biosynthetic process.